Messenger RNA from Stegodyphus dumicola, 1045 nucleotides. RefSeq lists its product as uncharacterized. Gene Ontology annotation, molecular function: nucleotide binding; DNA binding; DNA-directed DNA polymerase activity. Gene Ontology annotation, biological process: DNA replication. Lineage: Eukaryota; Metazoa; Arthropoda; Arachnida; Araneae; Eresidae. The record is from RefSeq and is a predicted model, not a curated record.
UUGUUUUGUUUUGCUGUAUCUUAGGUGGUGUACAAAGGAAGAGAGAGGGCACAACGGAUCAAUUUGUGGCUUCACGAUGGACAUUAUGAUGUCAUUAAGUCCCUGAAAGGGUUUUUUGGUAGCAACCAUUAUUGCACAGCAUGUGAAAAGCCGUAUGAUCAUCCGGAAAGCCAUAGAUGUGCCAAUGCGUGCCCUAUAUGCCUAAGGACUGAUUGCUUUCCAGGCCAGCCCCAACGAUGCCCGGACUGUGACCGUCUCUGCCGAUCCGAUGCCUGUUAUGCAGCACACAAAGCCCUCACUGGAAACCAAGACUUUUCACUUUGCGAUAGGGUAUACCAGUGCAGGGACUGCUGCCAAGUGAUCCGGAGGCGGGAUUGCCCUAAAGAUCUGCAUAAGUGCGGUACCACCAAAUGUCCGUCUUGCGGCCAGUUUGUCGUGGCUGCUGAGCACCGCUGUUAUUUGCGUCGUGUUGCUCCGAAGAAGUCCGAGGACAAGUUCAUCUUUUUUGACUUUGAAACGGACCAGUCUUCGGGGGAGCAUCUCGUAAAUUUCGCGGUGGCUCAGUAUGCCGACGGCACAGAAAAGUGUUUCCGGGUACGCGGCAUGCCGAGACUUCUGCGCCUGGCUGUUUACCCCACAACACAAGGGCUUCACCGCCGUGGCUCAUAACAUGAAAGGGUUUGACGGACAGUUCGUGAUGGCCUGGCUCCUAGAACAAGGCACAGCGCCGGAGGUGAUCCCUAACGGGUCUAUGAUCAUGAGUGUAAGACACCCCAGUCACAUUCGGGUCAUAGACUCGUUAAACUUUUUACCGAUGGCGUUGGCCAAACUACCGGGAUGCUUCGGUCUCAGCGAGUUAAAGAAAGGAUACUUCCCUCAUCUCUUUCAACUCGAGGGAAAACCAGAGUUAUGUCGGACCGCUGCCUGAGCCCCCCCACUAUUACAGCCCGGAUACCAUGAGCACUUCAGCCCGACAAGCAUUUCUGUCCUGGCAUGAAGCACACAAGGGGGAUGUGUUUAACUUUCAAGAUGAGAUGCUGGCCUA